AUGAGUCGAAAAGAUGAAGAUCAAAUACUUUUGGCGAAUGAAAGCCUUGCAAAUAAGUCCUUGGCGCUUUUAAUCAGCGCAUUUUUGACACUUUUGACCCUGUUGAUCUCAGGACAGAAAGACAGCAUAAACUUGGGCUACAAAUUAUAUAAUGCAGAUAUUUGGCCAAAUAUAGCGCUAGCUAUAUUCCAGCCUAGCUGCAUGGAUACGUUUUCUAGAUACCAAAAACAGAUAAAUAUUUUGUUGAGAAAGCAAAUUUCUGGGAUGUUAAAUUGUUUGGAAACAUUGUAUAAAAUUAAUCAGCUGCAUCAUUUGGAAGACAGUUUUCGAUAA
Messenger RNA from Loa loa (African eye worm), 333 nucleotides. RefSeq lists its product as hypothetical. The record is from RefSeq and is a predicted model, not a curated record. Bases 1 to 333 code for a protein of 110 amino acids. NCBI's taxonomy places the organism in Eukaryota, Metazoa, Nematoda, Chromadorea, Rhabditida, Onchocercidae. The transcript is spliced from 2 exons.